Linum trigynum is the source of this 213-nucleotide messenger RNA. The record is from the annotation of a GenBank genome assembly. NCBI's taxonomy places the organism in Eukaryota, Viridiplantae, Streptophyta, Magnoliopsida, Malpighiales, Linaceae.
AUGCAAUUUAGGGGUUUUGGAAGCAACAAUGCGGCCGGAAAUAGGAAGCGUAUACGUGGGGUGGAGUUUAUUAGCGAGUUCCCCAUGCUGGUUCCUCUCUCCUUCAAACUUCCGACCGGCGGCUACGUUCACGGCGAGAUGGCGAACGGAGUGGUGCCGGUCCGCGACGGACUGACGAUGAGGACGACGAUGUCGCCUUCGGCCGCGGGAUAG